AUGGAUACAACAGAUCAAUCCACUGUGACCGCUAUGCAAAAUGAAAUCCAGUUUUAUAGGCAAAAUCAGUUAGUGGUUGAGCAAGAAAUUAAAACUUUAAUUGCUGAUAAUCAAAAAUUAUCUCAGCAAGUAGGCUGCCUUCUAAAAGAGAAGCUUCAUCAUGCACAGCAAGCCCACAACAAUGAUCAGAGCGAAGAGAUUGAAGAAUUAAAAAAACAAAUUUCUUUGCUCACUAAGGAAAGGGAUUCUUUAAAUGUUUUAUGGCAAACAUCACAGAAAACUAUUGAUGCAUUAGACAUAGAAUUGAAAACUUACCAAAGUUAUAACAAUAGGGGAGGAAGUAAGAACUGUAGCAACGACACAAGAGACUUAGAACUCAAAUUAGAAACAGCUCUAGCAGAUUAUGUAGAAUUAGAAUCGAAAUAUAAAAAAAUACAUUCAGAACGUAAUUCUCUUGAAACAGAAUUAAAAAACAAAGAAAAAGAAAUAACCAUACACAAAGAACAACAGAAAAAACUUAAAGAAGAACUAGAAGAAAUGAAAAAGAGUUUAGAAGAAUAUAAAAUCAAUUUGUCAGCAGAAGUAAAAAGCCAUGAAAGCAUUAAGGCGCAGUUAAUUGGAUGUCAAAAGGAAUGUGUCGAUAAAGUGAAAAAUGAAGCAGAAGCUAAAUCAAAGGUGGCUGAAGCACUACAACUGUACGACUUAGUAUCAGCCCAAAAGAACGAAGCAUAUAAAAAGAUUUCUGAAAUUACAGGAGAAUUAUCAGCUGUAAAACAUAUGUUAGCAAAUAUACAACGUGACACUGAGGCUAGUUACAGGAAGGAAUUAGAUGAAGUAAAGGAAAGAUACAACGAAAAAGUAUCGGAUAUGCUCGUACAUAUAAGAAAUCUCGAUUCUGAAUUAGUAGAAAAAGGACUACUGCUAAAUAAAUCUUUAAGAGAAAAUAAAAUCUUAUUGGCUACAAAUGAGAGUCAUGUGAAACAACAACAAAACAACUUGAACGCUGUAGACCCUAAAUUAGCGCUAGCCGAACAGAGACUCGAAGCUAUGUUUCAAGAAUUGGUAUCAUCAGAGCGCCGCAACAUACAGCUAGUGUGCGAGAAGCAAUGCCUGACGCUGGACCUCCAGCGCGCGCAGGACGCGCACGCGCGGGACAGCAAGCGACGCGACUGGGAGGAGAGCCUUAUGAACACGCAGAUCCAGGAGUUAAAGUUACAUGUUGAACAUCUUCAAAAAUCACUAGAAGAAACACAUGGGAUGAUCAACAAGCUACAGUCCAUGUUAUCAUCUAGAACUGAAUUAAGUCAAAAAAUGGUUUCAACAAAGGAAGAAGAAUUGAUUGAAUUAAACAAACACUUAGAAAAUCAAAUGGAACUAAAUAAGAAAUGGAAAGAGUCAUAUAUUGAUAUGACUGAGAAAUUAAAAAAGAAACUGGAAGCUCUUGAUCAAGAAAACAAGGAAUUAAGAAUCAAAUUAAACCUACCAUACAUUGGUUCACCGACCAAUAGUAGUGAUAACAGUAUA
Brenthis ino (lesser marbled fritillary) is the source of this 1524-nucleotide messenger RNA. Lineage: Eukaryota; Metazoa; Arthropoda; Insecta; Lepidoptera; Nymphalidae. The record is from the annotation of a GenBank genome assembly.